Messenger RNA from Notechis scutatus (mainland tiger snake), 528 nucleotides. Its product is annotated as FANCD2 opposite strand protein-like. The record is from RefSeq and is a predicted model, not a curated record. NCBI's taxonomy places the organism in Eukaryota, Metazoa, Chordata, Lepidosauria, Squamata, Elapidae.
AUGGAUGGGGGUUACCAGCUGUGGGCACCUUGGUCUCCACUAGAUGAAUCUCUGCAAUGGCUGAGGGGCACCUUCCCCAGGCCAGGGGCUUCCAAGCCUCUCUUUCGAGGAAGGCGGAGCCCGGCUGCUGCAGAUUUAGAAGUGCAGCUUUGUUUCCAGGGCCUGAGCCUGGUCCUGGAGUCUCGUGCGAAGAUGGGAGCAGGGCAACCGCAGCCCCCGGGAGCAGCUGGGGAGACAAGAGGGCAUAGUGGGUCUGUGCGGAAACCCCAGGCCGUGCGUCUCACAGGGAUUGAUUCGGUAUUUGGACAACUUGUGACAGUACAGCCCCCACGCUGGAGUGGCUCCCUCAGAGUAUCCGAGCAUUCAGCCUUCCGUCAAGUCGUAAGCGCCCACCAGCGCUGGCCCCGAGGGCUCCGGGAGCCUCAAGUGCGCAUGGCCAUGGCUAUAUGCCGUCAAAUGCUGCGUGCCAUGCUCCUGCUCUAUGCUGCCUACAAGAGGUGUGCCUUCACAUUGCAACAUUCCCACUGA